ACAAACGUAACUCUUGUCUUGGUGACAUGGCUACUUAAUGCUUCUUAACUCGUGCUUAAAAGUUUGUUGUUUUUCUUUUUCGACAGUAUUUAGACUUGUCACAAAUUUCCAACAAUUAGUAACGAUUAUUGUUGAUUUCAUUCUUUCAACAAUAUGUAUACACGGGUAAAAAAAAGGAUUAAAAAAACACGUUUGUGGUAUACAUUAAGGUAAUAAAAAUGCUUAGAGGAAAAAGAGAUUUAUCGGGACAGAAUAUCUUAUAUUUUUUGGUGAGAAUUGAGAGCUUGGAUAUUAUAGCAUCUGAUAUUCGGAACCGUUCAUCAAGUCAUUAACGAAGAACUAUUUCACAUUUCAUGUGAACCAAUUUCUAUAGGAAAGGUUGGAGCUUUGUUUUGUUUGAGCUGAAUCCUUUCAACAAUGUUCCCCAUUAGGAGUUUAAUUUCCAGCAAGACUCCGAGUCUGAGACAGUUUUCGUCCGCAACAACUCCUCAAGUGCUUAGGCCUGGUGAUAUCCUAGGACAAUCAAGACGUUUUACCGAGGAAGAUGUCAUUCAAUACUCUAAAGUCAGCCAUGAUUCUAAUCCUUUGCAUACUGAUCCUGUGGCUGCCAGAGAUGUCGGAUUCGAAGGUCCUCUCGUCCAUGGGAUGCUCGUUGCUUCUCUCUUUCCUCGCAUCAUCUCGUCACAUUUUCCUGGAGCUGUUUAUGUCUCUCAAAGCUUGAAUUUUAAGUUCCCUGUGUAUAUUGGAGACCACAUUACUGGUGAAGUAGAAGCAACACAUCUGAGAGAAAAUAAAAACCGAUAUCUUGCAAAGUUCAAAACAAGGUGCCUCAAGAAUGGUGAACUGCUUGUUAUUGAAGGUGAGGCUACAGCUAUAUUGCCAACACUGACCUUUGAACAAGAGCAAUGUAAGGAUUGCUGAAAUAGUUAUUCACAAGAAUAGACUAUUAACCAUGAAAGCCUUUUUCAAAUGCUAAAUAAAUGUAUUUGUGACAAGAGUACUUAAAGUCCUUGUAGGUUGAACUUGUGAUUAACCACUUUGCCCCCACCAUAAAGAAAAACAGCAGGGGGAGACAAUCAGACAAAGUUUUUGUAGUUUUGCUGAUUAUAAUGCAGUUUAUGCAGA
Arachis stenosperma is the source of this 1125-nucleotide messenger RNA. Its product is annotated as 3-hydroxyacyl-[acyl-carrier-protein] dehydratase, mitochondrial. The coding region runs from base 418 to 921 and encodes 167 amino acids. The record is from RefSeq and is a predicted model, not a curated record. The transcript is spliced from 4 exons. Lineage: Eukaryota; Viridiplantae; Streptophyta; Magnoliopsida; Fabales; Fabaceae.